Lottia gigantea (owl limpet) is the source of this 330-nucleotide messenger RNA. RefSeq lists its product as hypothetical. Gene Ontology annotation, molecular function: serine-type endopeptidase inhibitor activity. The transcript has a single exon. Bases 1 to 330 code for a protein of 109 amino acids. Gene Ontology annotation, biological process: negative regulation of endopeptidase activity. The record is from RefSeq and is a predicted model, not a curated record. NCBI's taxonomy places the organism in Eukaryota, Metazoa, Mollusca, Gastropoda, Lottiidae.
AUGCCGAGAUUCAACAUCAGUAGUAGUAUGGAUCUGAUCGACCCUCUCAAAGAUCUUGGCAUCCAGUCCAUGUUUGGUGGAAGAGCGGAUUUGUCUGGGAUCACUGGAACACCAGGACUAUAUGUAGACUCGGCCAUCCAGAAAGCUGUAUUGGAAGUGAAUGAACGAGGAUCUAGAGCCUCGGCUGCAACUGGUUUGGGAAUCUCGAGAGGAAUGAUAAUGCUGAACCCACGACUUGACCUCAGCCAUCCAUUUAUGUUCGUCAUUCGGGAUGUCACAAACAAGAUGAACCUCUUUGUGGGAAGAUUCUCUGAUCCAAGAUCACAAUAA